AUCAGGGGCCAAUAUUCAGACAUUGAAAUCGAGAAUUAGUGGCAUCCGUUCUCUUAACAGUGUGUGGAUGACAAAGCAGCAGCUUGUUUUGGCUGCCUUUCUGAUGUUGUCACUGCUUCACUAACAAGUAGUACCAUCCUCUCUAAGCAACAUCUGCUGAAAAGAAUAAAAAUUAGAGGUUAGUCUACAAUAUGCUUGAUUUUGCUGUAAGAAGAUAGACAAUAACAAUAUCCAAAGGGACAUGGCAACAACAGGAGGUUCUAUUUCACUUUCUAGCUUCCCUUCAUCAUCUUUUUGCCGUAGAGCUAAACCCGUAUUGCCUGCUGAUUUACUUGAACUAAGACACCUCAAAACGUGCAAAUGUAACAUAGUCCCUUCUCGCAGAAAUGUUGUCUGCUUUGCAACCCAAGAAUCUUCAUCUGUAACUGUUGCUGCCGAAAUGGAGGAGAAGAAAGAGUCUCAAACUGCUGAAGAACCAGGUCCGGCAAAACCAAAGCCAAAGCUAAAGUCAAAGGCUCCAGACAAGCUUCUACCUCAGAUGAUGGAGGAGGAUGUUAUUCCUUCACUGAAAGCAAUUCUUGAAGCCCAAAACGACAUCCUUGAGCUCGAGCUAUCAUUUAAUGACAACAAGCUGGAGGGCUCAUUUCUGAAGAAGGGCAAUCCAUAUUCAUUUUGGGCAUUCUUUCCGGAGGGACUCACAGGUCCUAAAGGUUUCUCUUUGUCCUCCUAUGGUUCCGGCGCGAGCACUGUCGAACCUUUUCUCGUUGAUGAGAAAAAGAUAACAGCAAAGCACGUUGUGUUCUGGGUUGAGAAGCGCUUAGCUGCUCAAGGAAUUAUUCCUGUCUGGAAAGAAUAAGUGUAUAUUGCCUCUUACCUUCUCCCUUUUCUUCUAUCUUUUUCCAGUAAAAAGGUCUAUAGCAGCAUGAUAUGUAUUCCAUUUAUAUGUAGUCAACUCCUCUCUUCCUCUUCCAAUGUGUAUUUUAAUAACAAAUGUACACUUACCACAAGAAUGAAAUUUCACGUUUCCUCAAUGCCAACAAA
Solanum dulcamara is the source of this 1041-nucleotide messenger RNA. RefSeq lists its product as uncharacterized. The record is from RefSeq and is a predicted model, not a curated record. The transcript has 4 exons. The coding region runs from base 242 to 856 and encodes 204 amino acids. Lineage: Eukaryota; Viridiplantae; Streptophyta; Magnoliopsida; Solanales; Solanaceae.